AUGUUGCGCAAAGCGAUCGUUUCGGUAUGGUGGGUGGCUGUGGGCGCGAUCGUGAUCAGCGCGUUGGACGAUCCGGAAGAUGGGUCCACCUCCUGUACGCAGAUAGACUUCGACGAGGCGACACUUUCUUCGCUGCACAAGUGUGAUUAUAAGCAAGAGUUUAUCGCGAAACGGUACGAUGCGUCGGAUCUCUUCGGACCGUAUCGUCCGGAGGCGGCGUACUAUCUGUCCCACCGCUGGCAAGGACUAACGUGUGGUGAAACGGUGGAUACCUACUCGUUCAACGAAGAAACCGAGCUGCGUAUGGCUUACAACCUGGUGUUUGAUAGUGGUGCUACGCUGGAGGUGCGUGUGUUUGAUGAAGAUCGUAUGGAUUCGGACAAUAAAGCGACGCUGGUUGAGGUUUGGCGCACGGCUAGCUCCACGGAAGGGUGGGCAUUGUUCCGCGAGAAGCUCAACAAAACUGUGAAGAAGGCGAGGAUUCAAAUUGAAGCCAACAUCAACGCCGGAAGUGAUUUGGCGAUAGAGUACUUGACCAUAUUCAACUACGAGGUAGAAACCGAGGAGUGUAGCGAAAUUGAUGAGUUUUCAACAACCGUUGCUGCACCGUCAUCUACCGACGCUGCAACAACCACCACAACAACGGUUGCUGCGGAAACAACCACUCAACAACCUGUCACAACAACAACACCUCCUCUCGAUACAACGAUGACGAUGACGACGGAAACAUUCCCGUCCACGGUGUUAUCAACCGAAGCGGACGAAACAACAGCCACCACUGAAAUGUCGACGGAAGAAACGACCAUAACGGUAGAGACUACUACCACUAGCACCACCACCGAGACACUAACAACGACCACCACCAAUGCGCCGCGAGAUGACACUUCAACACAGCCGGUCAUUACCAGCACAACACACCAACCGAGCUUCCCGUACUCCACGACGGUGUCCCCGAGGCCGUCUACGACGACCGUCACCACUACUGAGCAUGGCUCAGCGAACGUUGAACCGCCAAGCACAAAGCAGUGGCUAUGGAUGACGUUGGCAGCAGUGUUUGCGAUACUAUUCCUGCUGGCGACCAGUGUCGCCAUCUACCUCUGUCAUGUGAACCGCCAUCUUGAGCGGAUCAGCACACGUCCAGUGGUUGAAGUCAGUCAAUAUCCGUACAAGAAAAUGUGA
This is a messenger RNA of Anopheles marshallii, 1179 nucleotides long. RefSeq lists its product as uncharacterized. The record is from RefSeq and is a predicted model, not a curated record. NCBI's taxonomy places the organism in Eukaryota, Metazoa, Arthropoda, Insecta, Diptera, Culicidae. The transcript has 2 exons. The coding region runs from base 1 to 1179 and encodes 392 amino acids.